This is a messenger RNA of Suillus discolor, 1316 nucleotides long. RefSeq lists its product as uncharacterized. Gene Ontology annotation, cellular component: cytoplasm. The transcript has 4 exons. The record is from RefSeq and is a predicted model, not a curated record. Gene Ontology annotation, molecular function: GTPase activity. Lineage: Eukaryota; Fungi; Basidiomycota; Agaricomycetes; Boletales; Suillaceae. Bases 104 to 1153 code for a protein of 349 amino acids.
CUGCAGGCCAACCCCAAGUCAGGAACGCCUCAAAAUACACAUAAACAUAGAACUUUUGACCGCAUCAUGAUCAUGAUCACAUGGUCCCUUAUACUUUCCUACUAUGCCAUUUGGUGAAGUAGUGUGUGGAGCGCCAGGAAGCGGUAAAUCGACCUACUGCCAUGGAAAGUACCAGUUAUUUACUGCUUUGAAUCGCCCAAUAUCCAUUGUCAACCUUGACCCAGCUAACGACAACAUACCUUAUCCAUGUGCCAUCAAUAUAACUUCUUUAAUCACCCUCCAGGAUGUCAUGGACGAGCACGGCCUUGGCCCCAACGGAGGCAUCCUAUUCUGUAUGGAGUACCUAUACGCCAACUUCGAUUGGCUCGAGGCACGGCUGCAAGAGCUGGGAUCCGACGGAUAUGUACUAUUCGACAUACCCGGUCAGGUCGAGCUCAGCACACAUCACGAGGCGCUGAGAUACAUAGUGCAACGAUUGACGAAGAUCGGGUUUAGGCUAGCUGCCGUUCAUCUCUGUGAUGCGCACUAUGUGACCGAUGCCGCAAAAUAUGUUUCCGUACUUCUCCUGUCCCUCCGAACUAUGCUACACUUGGAACUGCCACAUGUCAAUGUUUUGUCAAAGGUUGAUUUGAUAGCUCAAUAUGGAGACCUGGAUUUCAGUCUCAAUUUUUACACGGAGGUUCAGGAUCUUUCCUAUUUGGAGAACGCACUAAACACUUCAUCACCGCGGUACACUGCUCUCACCAAGGAACUGUGCUCUGUAAUCGAGGACUACGGACUUGUAGAAUUCGAAACGUUAGCCGUAGAGGAUAAAGCCUCUAUGCUCCACUUAACACGCGCUAUCGAUAGAGCUACAGGAUACGUAUUCGUACCACCACACGACGCCCCGGCACCAGAAGGGACACUUGAAGCUUCGUCCGUCCCUACAUCGAUGAGGCCCAACACCUUUUCAUUGUUCUCAUCUGCUGCAGGCCCAAUGGCAGGUAGCGUGGGGGAUGUACAAGAACGUUGGGUAGAUGCUCGUGAACAGUGGGAUGCAUUUGAGCGUAAAGAGUGGAGACAGGAAGGUGAGAUGAUCAGGGAAGCAAGGGAAAGGGAGAAAGCAAUCCAAGGUGAACAGAGGGGGAAGAGUGGGAUCAGGGAGCGGAAAUAAUUCAAGUUGUGUGCACCGAUUUAUGCGGUCCAAUAUGACCAUCUGUGAAGAUAAAUUUUGCUUCUGGACUCAGACUUGAGACUCGAGCGCCGAGCAUCCAUCCUUAUCUAACAUAUUGCUCCUGCGCUCCCGAUCCUGGUGUCUCCUUCAGCCGCCCUUUUCU